AGCAGCUGAAAUCUUUUUCUUUUUAAUCAUUAUUCCAAUCUUAUUGAUCUCUCCACUCAAUUUAAAAAAAAACCUCCUUCGCAACAACAGCAACAAUGCGCUUCACACUUUCUGCUCUUUCGAUCAUUGCCACAUUGGCUAUAGUCGCCAUCGCAGCCCCCGUUCCUGCUCCGCUUGAUGGCUCUACUGACCCAAGCAGCUGGCAGGGGGCGGCUGCUUCUGUCGAGCCCACCAAGGAGGACAUUCGCUGGUUCGCCGAUUCUAAUGCCGUUGAGCCCACCAAGGAGGAUCCCCGCUGGUCACCCGCCCCCAACACUGUCGAACCUACCAAGGAGGAUCCUCGCUGGUGAGGUAAAGCCCUUACCAAUUCAUCCUAUUUCCUAAUCAAGCCAAUCCCGAUAAUAUGGUUGCGCUGGGGCUUGAAUCCCAAAGAGGCAUAAAGAAAUUUUGAGGCAAGAAGAGUUUUAUAGAUAUUACAGAGACCAAGCCCCUUUCCCUUUCCAUCCUCCCUUUAUGCAGAACCCGAAAUAAAAUAAAUUAUGAAUAUUGUUG
Lobosporangium transversale is the source of this 552-nucleotide messenger RNA. RefSeq lists its product as hypothetical. The record is from RefSeq and is a predicted model, not a curated record. Bases 96 to 350 code for a protein of 84 amino acids. The transcript has a single exon. Lineage: Eukaryota; Fungi; Mortierellomycota; Mortierellomycetes; Mortierellales; Mortierellaceae.